This is a messenger RNA of Temnothorax curvispinosus, 3421 nucleotides long. Its product is annotated as probable ATP-dependent RNA helicase DDX31. The coding region runs from base 124 to 3297 and encodes 1057 amino acids. The transcript has 9 exons. NCBI's taxonomy places the organism in Eukaryota, Metazoa, Arthropoda, Insecta, Hymenoptera, Formicidae. Gene Ontology annotation, biological process: ribosome biogenesis. Gene Ontology annotation, cellular component: nucleus. Gene Ontology annotation, molecular function: nucleic acid binding; RNA helicase activity; ATP binding. The record is from RefSeq and is a predicted model, not a curated record.
CACAUGUUUCACAACGUGCUUUACGCGGGGUGCUGGGUGUAUGUUUAUAAACGUUACAGUUUUACGCGUAUUUUAUUUUUCCGCGUGAAAGGAAAAAGUGAUUUGUGGUAAACAGGCGCACCAAUGACAAUUCAAGACAUGGACAUCUGUUUAAAUGUCACGGCGGGUCCAGCUGUCACAACGAGGAAGAACACAUUGAGAAGAACCGAGUCUUCCAAUACCUCAAUUAAAAGAUUGAAGAAUCAAUCUUUCCAUAAAGAUGCAGUACUGAGUAGCAAGGGAUCAAAGAGAAACGCGAAUACGCAAGAGCCAGGGCGUAAGGGAAGAAUUAAACAGAAGUCAUUAUCAGUUAUCUUUGCUAAGAAGUUAAAAGAAGCAAACGCUUUUACUCAAAACAUUCAGCAACCUCCAGUUCCAUCUCAAGGUAAAGGCGCAACAGCGAAGAUUGCAAAGUCAGAAAAAAUUGAACAAUCUGAUGCAGCAAACAAGAAGCAUGUGAAAUUUGAUAAGAUUCCUUCAAAGAUCCAUUCAAACUCUGAUUCCACAAAUGAAUCAACUGUCUCCUUCGCAAAGGCGACAAAAGAUCAUGUUGGUAAAGUACUGUUGGCGAGAAAGAGAGAUGAUUCAAAGGGUGAAUCAAAGAAAUCACUUUCUGAUAUAUUUUCGAGUCAAUUAAAGAAUCAAAAUAAGUCAGAUACACUAAAUUUGACUCAAAAACAUUAUAUUCCUAAAAAUAAUUUUAAAUCAGACAAAGAAUUCACAGUAGUAGCUAAGGAAUCACCAGUUGUAAAAUCUAAUAAGAUUUCUUCUACCAAAAACUUAGAUUCCACAAUUGUGUAUUUUACAAAGGCAAAAAAAGGGCAUAUUGAUAAAAUAUUGGCGAAAAAGAAAAAUAAUUCAAAGAGUGAACUGAAGAAAUCACUUUCCAAUACAUUUUUGAAUCAACUAAAAAAUCAAACUGAGUCAGAUACUCUAAAUUUAACUGAAAAACAUGAUACUCCGAAAGAUAAUUUUAAAUCAGACAAGAAAAACAAAGUAUUAACUCAGGAAUCACCUAUUUUAAAAAACACAAAGAAGACAGAUAUGUUAAACAAAAAGAAAGAGAGAAAACAUAAAGAGAGAAUUGUUAAUAACGAUAGGGAAUCAGACAAAACUCCAAAAUUAAUGCACAGAGCUGGUGGAAAAAUUUCCUCUUUGUUUGGCAAUAAUCCUGAUAUACCAACCAUAGGCCAGCGAUUUGUAAAACCUGUAAAUGAACCAGUUUUUACAGAGAUCACUUUCGCAGAUCUCAAUAUUCAUCCGUUUAUGAUAUCAAAUUUAGAGCAAAAUAUGGGCAUAACUAAAAUGACAACGGUUCAACAAAAAGCGAUCCCUCAAAUAUUCUCAGCUAAGGAUAUUCUAAUAAGAUCUCAGACAGGAUCUGGUAAAACGUUAGCGUAUGCUUUACCAAUUGUUGAAAUGUUACACAAAAUUAGACCAAAAUUAAAUAGAAACAGCGGUUUAUCAGCCCUUGUGAUUGUUCCGACGAGAGAAUUGGCCUUGCAGACGUACGAGUGUUUUAUAAAACUAGUUAAACCUUUUACAUGGAUCGUACCAGGCUACAUAGUUGGCGGAGAAAAAAGAAAAGCGGAAAAAGCUCGGUUACGAAAGGGAUGUAAUAUAUUAAUAUCUACUCCUGGUAGAUUAUUAGAUCACAUAAAGCAUACAAAAGCUUUGAGAUUAAAUGACGUCAAAUAUUUUGUAUUAGAUGAAGCUGAUAGAAUGCUUGAUAUGGGAUACGAAAUGGACAUUUCUGGGAUAGUAAGCGCUUUGAAAACAUCAUGUUCUAAUAAUGACGAAUCAGGAUACGACGCUAUGAAAAUAUUUAAGCAAAAUAGUAAAAAGACAUUUACAGAUGAAGAAAUUGAAGAAAUUUCGAAGGAACAUGAUAUGAAAUCCAAAACAGGAGAAAAUAAUAUCGAUGGUAGUAAAAAGAAACAAAUAUAUCAUUCAAGUGAUGACAGUGAUAGCGAUCAGAGUGCUAAUACCGUUCCAUCGAGAAAAAUGAAAAAGGAUGAAAAACAUUCCGGUGUGAAUCAAGAAUCUUAUUCGAAAGUGGAAGAUGCUGAAAACGUCGAGCGAGAUUGUGAAAAUCAAUCGAAAAGGAAGACAAUCUUAUUGUCCGCGACUUUGACACAAGCCGUCGAGAAAUUGGCGGGUCUCACGAUGCACAAUCCGAUAUUCGUUGACGCGGCUAAAGAGAAUUUAGAAGCGAGCGAGGGCGAUAUUAGCGAGAUUAACGAAGACCUAAUAGUUCCGCAAAGUGUAAUUCAGAAUUACAUAGUCACGCCGCCUAAAUUAAGAAUGGUCACUCUAAGCGCUUACAUCGCCGGGAGAUGUCAGACUCCUGGGCAACACAAAACACUAAUUUUUAUGGCCACACAAGACAUGGUAGAUUAUCAUACUGAAAUUUUGUCCUCUGUCCUUACGAAACCAAUUGAUGACGACGACGAAGACUCCGAUCCGCUGGUUGACGUAGAAUUCUUUAAAUUACAUGGUAAUAUGACACAGAAAGAAAGGACGGAGGUCUUCAAAACUUUCAGUCAAGCGAAAAGUGGAGUACUACUGUGCACGGAUGUCGCAGCUCGAGGAUUAGACAUGCCGAAGGUAGAUUGCGUUGUUCAGUAUACCGGUCCAAUUUCGGCUAGAGAUUACGUUCAUCGAAUCGGUAGAACCGCACGCGCAGGUUGCUCCGGCACGGCGACAAUCUUCCUGACGCCUCCGGAAAUCGAGUUCGUGCGGAUGCUCGAGUCGAGGCGCAUCAGAAUCAAGCAGCAGGACAUGAACGAUGUCCUGGGCAAGCUACUGGGGCCCUUUUCCAAGCAUAACUCCGUGCAGGCAGCGGCUGUCGCCCUUCAAAAUGAUUUCGAAGAUUUAGUGUUGGAGAAUCAGCAACUUGGCGCGAAAGCGUGUAAAGCCUACGUCUCCUGGAUGCGUUUCUAUUCAAGUUAUCCGCGCGACAUGCGCGAGAUAUUUAAUCGAAAGGAUCUUCAUUUGGGUCACUAUGCCAAGAGUUUCGCGUUGAGGGAUCCGCCGCAACGAAUCGGCGGGAUUGGCAAGAAGCUACACGAGAAAGAAAUCUCGAGACCUAGGCACAAUAAUCGUCUGUCGAACAAACCAUCUGAAGGGGUGUCGCAAAAGAAGCAGAGGACCCGAGACGGCGACGGGCAAAGAACGGGAUUAUUGAAGAGGGUUAGAAUGCUCAACACCUCCGAAUACGAUAGCGGCCUCGAACCCCCGAAGAAGCCAAAGAAGUAAUUCCUCGUGCUUCGUCGCAAUUGUAUGUACAUUGGCUCGAUUGUAUACAUGUUGUAAAUAGAAACAGCGAUUUCGUGUCGGUGCAUCGCUUCUUGUGAACAUGCGCCCACAUGUUUUUACCCUU